UCCAACGUCUUCCUAACCUAAGGAUAUACAGCAGCAGUAGGAGGACAGUGGUGCUGAAGAUUUCUUACCCCUUUUUGGAACUCACUCAACUGCAUGCCGAUUUAACCUUAAAAAAUGGAAGUACGAGUAUUGAGCAUCCUCCUCCUCCUGGUGGCCUUGACGGCAGUUCAUGGUAGUGGUUCAUAUGUGGUGAAGAAGGUGAUGAAGGCCGCCCCCCAAUACCAGCCCUACUCUGUGAAGAGCCACAUGGUGCCAGUGGCAGGAGAGCCUGGUGCGCCAGGUGAGCCCGGCCCAGAAGGCCCCCCUGGCCCAGCUGGCCCUGCAGGGGAAAGUGCUGUGGGACAGCCCGGACCCGAGGGCCCUGCCGGACCACCCGGACCUGCUGGCUACUCCGCACCUGGCAAACCUGGCUCCCCAGGUGGGCCCGGUAAGCCUGGUAAGCCUGGUGCAGCUGGCGAGAAAGGAGAGGCGGGCCCAGCUGGACUUCAAGGUCCCAGGGGCAUGCCUGGACCUGCUGGAAGCUCCGGACCUGCUGGGAUCUCUUCCACUGGCAACCCUGGACCUCACGGUCUGCCCGGAGCAAUGGGGCCAAGAGGGGAAACAGGUCUUAAGGGACAUUCAGGUAUGCCUGGUUUGCCAGGAGCUAAGGGGGAUAGAGGAGUGGGUUUCCCAGGGGCACAAGGUGAGACAGGGGCUGUGGGACCUAUGGGACCAGUUGGGCAGCCUGGAGCAUCCGGAGUUGGAAAGCCAGGCAAGCCAGGAAUCCCUGGUGAGGCAGGAAAUUCAGGUAGCCCAGGUAGGGAUGGGGCCGCUGGUCCUAUGGGAUUGCCAGGUGCUAAGGGCCACACUGGGGCUCCUGGUGUAGGUCUGCCUGGGAAACCAGGUGAUAAUGGGGCUCCAGGUAUGCCUGGUGCAGCUGGUCCUAAAGGUAAUCAGGGAGCAACUGGAGCAUCUGGUGCUCCCGGUAUCCCUGGAUAUGGAAAGCCAGGAGCAAAUGGACAGAAGGGUGAGAGGGGAGUUGUAGGAAGCUCAGGCACAACAGGUCAGAAGGGUGAGCCAGGAGCACAGGGAUAUACUGGUGCUACUGGUGCUACUGGGCCCAUGGGUCCCGCCGGUCCUCAGGGUGCAAGAGGCUUCCAGGGAGAUACUGGGGAAAUGGGUUCCAAAGGUGACACAGGUGCAAUGGGACCCCAGGGACCAAAGGGAUAUAAGGGAGAUCAGGGAGCACAAGGUUUCCAGGGAAAGCAAGGUUAUACCGGAGCAACAGGCCCAACUGGUGCCAUGGGAGCUACUGGAGCUCCAGGUAACAAAGGUGAUACUGGCCACACAGGUGCAACCGGUGCUCCAGGUGUCCCAGGACCUGCCGGGCCCAAAGGUUUCCCAGGGCGCAAUGGUGAGGCAGGUGAGGCUGGAGCUGCUGGAACCCCAGGUCCCAGAGGACCUGUUGGGCCUGCUGGUGCCGCAGGUACAUCUGGCCUUAAAGGACACCCAGGUCUCCCUGGCACACCUGGCCCAGCUGGACUGGCCGCUAAGGGAAUCCCUGGCCCUCAGGGUCCCCCUGGGCUACCUGGUGCUGAUGGUCAGGAUGGUGGCCAAGGCCCUGCUGGACCUCCUGGCCCACCUGGUCCUCCCGGCGAAUUCAUUUUCGAAACGGGCAUGGGCAUGGGUGAGGUCAUGGUCCCUACUCUUGUUAAGGCCCCCAUGUCUGCUUUCUCUGUUUCUCUUUCUAGUCCUUAUCCUCCAUCUGGGGAACCUAUUAAGUUUGACAAUGAGGUGUACAAUGCAGAGAAUCACUAUGACACUACCACCGGGCAGUUCACUUGCCAGGUCCCUGGAGUCUACUACUUCUCAUACACCAUUCACGUGAAUGGGGCUCAUGCUCUGGUGGCUCUGUACAAGAACGACAAGCCGGUCAUGUUCAGCUAUGAUGAGUACAACAAGGGCUUCCUGGACCAGAUGUCCGGUAGCACUGUCCUUAUGCUCGAUGUGAACGACACAGUCUACCUUCAGAUUCCCGAUGAUGAGGCCAAUGGAGUCUUUGCAGCUGAGAAUGUCCACUGCUCUUUCUCUGGGUUCCUUAUCAUUUCAACGUGAUACGGUGUCAUCCAAUAACGAUACAACUAAAUCUGCAAGCUAUUUCCCAACCAGGCAGUUCUCUCUUUUUUGAGGAAUAGAAGCAUCUCGACUUGAAAAAUCCAAGAAAUGGGUGCUAAGAAGAAGGAAAUAAUUUAUCUAACAGGUUAUCAGGGAUGGGGAGGCAAUCAACAAAGUUACCAAUUAUUCAGAAUUUUCUUUUUUGUUAGUGGAGGCAACAUGUGAAAUGUAGGUGUUAUGGCUAUGUUGUGUUCUGAAAAUGUUUUAGUUUUUUCUCAUUACAGCAGGUGAUUCUUGUUUUGUGUAUGUCUGUGUUUUUGUACAACCUUGUUUUUGGUGACCAAUUUGAUAACCUUAUUAAAAGUACAUGAUUA
This is a messenger RNA of Coregonus clupeaformis (lake whitefish), 2468 nucleotides long. RefSeq names its product collagen, type X, alpha 1a (gene col10a1a). Bases 115 to 2094 code for a protein of 659 amino acids. The transcript has 3 exons. Lineage: Eukaryota; Metazoa; Chordata; Actinopteri; Salmoniformes; Salmonidae. Gene Ontology annotation, molecular function: protein binding. The record is from RefSeq and is a predicted model, not a curated record.